AUGUAUAAAUAUCGUUUUCAAUGUCCAGAUUCUUCAGAUUAUGAUUUAGCAUAUUAUGAAUUACAACUGGAUAGUUUAGAAUCAUUUCCAUGGAAUUCAGUUGAUAAUGUUGUUGGAGAUCAUGGUACAGGCGAUCAUAAAUUAUCUGAUUUAAUAAAAUAUUGGCAUACACGUCUUGUUCUUAUGCUUGUGUCAAAAGAUUAUACAAUUCGAAAUAUUGAAUCUGGUCAAACAAAAUGUGAUAGUCGUGAAGAAAUGUCACAUGAAGAUUUUUUUCUUUAUGUUGAACAUUUUGUUCGAUUUUUAUUUAUGCUUAAUGAACUUAAUCGAGUACCUAUUGGAUCAACUAAAUGUAUACAUCGAUCUCUUGAUCCAUUAACUGGUAAAAAACGAGCUGAUCCUCCUAAACGUCAAGGAAAAACUUUAGUUGCAAUUGAAACAUUUAAAUUAGUUGAUAUAAUGUCUGGCGAUAAAGAUGCAAUAAAUAAUUUAUUUCGAGAUGAUCAACAAGAUUUAUUAUUUAUUAAAGAUUCUAUAAUAUCAAAACAUACUUUCAUUGCAAUUGACGCUAUUUGGUGGUCAACUGAACAUUUUUAUAUUUACUGA
Adineta steineri is the source of this 606-nucleotide messenger RNA. The record is from the annotation of a GenBank genome assembly. Lineage: Eukaryota; Metazoa; Rotifera; Eurotatoria; Adinetida; Adinetidae.